Molecule: messenger RNA, 3276 nt
Organism: Gasterosteus aculeatus aculeatus (three-spined stickleback)
Lineage: Eukaryota; Metazoa; Chordata; Actinopteri; Perciformes; Gasterosteidae
Gene: slc22a31
Product: solute carrier family 22 member 31
Biological process (GO): transmembrane transport
Molecular function (GO): transmembrane transporter activity
Source: RefSeq, a predicted model, not a curated record
CACCGGCCUUUGGUGAUGUUAAAGCAGGAGGUGUCAAUUCCAAAUCUUGCCCUCGAGGCAGCCGAGCAGGCAUCUGAUUGGUCGACCCCCCCGAAGCCCCCGCCCCCUCCUCGCGCCCUGCUCACCUGGUGCUGCUGCUGCUGCUGCUGCUUUCCAGCGUGCGCACCCACCGCGCCGCAGAACCCCCCCGUCCGACCCGCAAGCAGCCGCCUUCAGAUGGAUUAUGAGACCAAGAUCUUCCCUCGGACCGGCGGCUACGGCCGCUACAACCGAGCCGCGGUGGUUUUCAGCUGGUUCCCCGACUUCGCGGUCAUGCUGAACCUAUUCAGCGACGUGUUCUACACCUCGAUCCCGGAGUUCUACCACUGCAAGCCCGACGCGCAGCUUCUUCCGUCGGCCUUCCUCCCCAGUAACCUGUCCAGGCAGGGCUACCUGAACCUCACCAUCCCCUGGGUCAACGGCUCCGGGCUCAGCCACUGCGAGUUGUUCAAGUACCCGCCCAAUGCCUCCGACUUCUCCGCCAAGUUCUCCCGGGAGCGGGUGUCGUGCACCGCGGGGUGGGAGUACGCGCACGUAGCGGGGCUCCGGAGCAACUUCGUCACCGAGUGGAACCUGGUUUGCGGUGACUACUGGAAAAUCCCUUUGCAGCACAUCUGCUUCAUGACUGGGUGGAUUUGGGGAUAUAUCCUUCUUGGUACAUUGUGCGACUGGCUGGGCCGUCGGAGGUGUUUCCUGCUCUCCAUCAGUCUGUCCUGCCUGUUGGGAGUGGCCGUAUGCUUAUCCAGCAGCGUGGUGGCGUUUCUGCUGCUGCGUCUCUUUCAGGGCGCCACGCUCGCCGGGGUGUUCGUGUCCUCGUAUAUUAUCAGGCUGGAGCUCUGCGACCCUCCCCAUCGUCUCAUGGUUGCCAUGAUCAGCGGCUUCUUUGCCAUGUUUGCAGAGCUGCUGUUGCCGGGUAUUGCCGUCCUGUGCCGCUACUGGCCCGUUCUCCAGGCGGUGGCCACUUUGCCUCUGCUCCUGCUGCUCUCCUAUUGGUGUUGUGCGUCGUUGUUUCCUGAGUCUCCGCGCUGGCUGCUCGCCACAGCUCAGAUCCUCCAGCUGAAGAGGAGCCUCCAGGAAUUCUCCACCAGGAAUGGUGUUGGUCUGCAUGACGAUUUAUACCCUGGUGAAACCCUGCUGUCAGAGAUCGAUUCGGCGUACGGAGAAGACUGUCAGCCAGCUUACUUUUCGGUUCUGGAGCUUCGUCGCUCUCGCGUUAUCUGGAAGAACUGCCUCAUCCUGAGCUUCACGCUGUUCAUUGGAACAGGCAUCCAGUACUGUUUCACCAGAAACCUUCACAGUUAUUCCUCAAACUUCUACUUUGGCUAUUUCCUCCGCGUGAUAACCGGCGCCCUGGCGUGCGUCUUCAUCUGCCUGUCUGUCAACCACUUUGGUCGGCGCGGUAUGCUUCUGCUCUCUGCCAUCAUCACUGGACUGUCGUCGCUGCUGCUGCUGGCCCUCACGCAGUAUUUGCGUGGCGGGCUGGUGCUGGUGCUCUCUGUUGUGGGUCUGUUGUUCUCUCAAGCGCUCGCCAUGCUCAGCGCGUUCUUUGCCUGUGAGGUGAUGCCCACCGUGGUUCGAGGCGGUUGCAUUGGCCUGGUGCUGGCCGCCGGUUGUGUUGGCAUGGCCGCCUCCUCCUUGAUGGAGCUCCAGAAUAACAGCGGCUACUUCCUCCACCACGUCGUCUUCGCCUCCUUCGCCGUCCUCUCGGUUCUCUGCAUCAUGCUCCUGCCCGAGAGCAAGCGCAAGCCGCUCCCCGACUCCCUGAGGGACGGCGAGAACCAGCGGCGGCCGGCUCUCUUCCUGUCCCGGCCUGACCGAGACAACCUGCCGUUGCUGUGCGCCCGGCCAGCUCGGUCAGAGUACAACCCCGACAACUAUUCCUGUUUGGUCUCAGCCACCAGGAGGAUGCUGACUAAAGACAAAUUGCCUUAUAGGAUCGCCGUACCAACUGAUUCCCCGCUGCUGUCAGACAGUGAAACGUUGGAGAACGACUCCGUGAGAGAGGUCGCGUCUUAACUACGGAGCCUCCUCACCCGACCUCACAGACUUGGAUUAUCCGUCCUCCUCCUCGUCCUGGACAUACCGGCACCGACGGUUUACCAUCGUGCUCCACUUCAUUAUUUCACUCAACUGUAGAACGGACCCCGGGCUUGGAUGGAUGGAGCGCCCUUCAGAGCGUCUGUCCAUUGUCAUUCUCCUCUUGUUGCAUUUCACACUCGAAGGCCACUACUGUGCUGUGAAAAAAAAAAAAAAAGAGACUUUCUUCGGUUAUCAGAAGUUGUUGUCUGCACCUCAGGGGGGGGGGCGCUCAGGAAGUCCCCCUUUGAACUGUAACUCUGUGGCCGAACACUGCUCGUCUGUGUAGGGGAAUACGCCAGAGAAGCUCGCUCUGCCGUGCGGCUGCUGUAGAUCAUGUGAGCUGCAGUCCUUUGUCCAUUUAUUAGCUGCUCAUGCACUUUCCAUUAAGUCCGUCCGUCUGAUUCACCAGCAGCGUUUCCAGAGGAUCCCGAGCGCUCACAGCGUCUUUGUGGAGUCUUGUUGUACUCGUGGAGCACACAAGGGGGCGCUGAAUGACUGUGCCACUCCCGACCCUUAUUAAUGAAACUAUUUCACUUAAAGGAAUUUCGAUGGUCUAUGUGGGAAAGUAACACCAGAUUUCAGCCAGUAAAUUCUGUCUGUGACUGAACACUUUUUUGAAUUUUGCUAUUUUCGCAUUACGCUUCUCAUGAAAGUAUCCAAUACAUUUGCAAAUGUACUGACCACUAACUGUCAGACAAAAGGUCUAAGGAUUGAGGUGCUUUUUGUUAGUUAGUAAAAAGUAAUGACAACUGUGUUUUAAAUGCCUCAGAAUUCAGCACUAAAAACCAUACCUGAUUGGCAUUAGAUAUUUUCAAAGUAACUGCCCAAUACAACCUGAGUUCUUUUUUAAAACACAUUCUUCUGUAUUUAAUUUAUUGUAUUUAACAGUGACAUUCUGCCUGUGAAGAGAAACUGGUUCUUGCUAGAGUAGAAAAUGUUAAGGUAAAGGAGAAACGCAUCAGUGGUUUGGCCUGUAGGAAAGCUAAAUUGUGCAAAAGCUGACUAAAUGUGCUAACAGAUGAUUUUGUAUUGUCUAAAAUUUGCACAGUUGGUCAGUGAAAAUCAUGUACCUUCUUUUUUUUUAUGUUCAAAUUUCACAGACUCCUACCUAUACGACCGAAAUGUCUUUACCAAUUAAAAACCGCAGUGAAAAAGAAA